Molecule: messenger RNA, 701 nt
Organism: Centruroides sculpturatus (bark scorpion)
Lineage: Eukaryota; Metazoa; Arthropoda; Arachnida; Scorpiones; Buthidae
Product: protein nanos-like
Exons: 3
Coding region: 201-701 (166 amino acids)
Biological process (GO): negative regulation of translation; oogenesis
Cellular component (GO): perinuclear region of cytoplasm
Molecular function (GO): zinc ion binding; mRNA binding
Source: RefSeq, a predicted model, not a curated record
AUAAUGUUAAUAAUUCAAAUUAAUUUUAUCUAUUUUAUGCGAAUUAUAAUUUAAAUAAUUCACCGUUUUAGUUUAGAAUGAUAAAUGAGUCAUUCAAUAAGAAGGGAGGUCAAGUAGCAUUCGGAAAUAUGACACUCAAAUGUCAAUUAAGCCGUAUAUAUUGUUCAAGUCUUUUAGUUCUAUAAACAUACCUUAACACAAUGAGUGAAGAACGUACGAUCAAAUUUCCUCUGUAUACCCAUAAAUCGUUGGAAGAAGAAAUCCAUAGAUUAUUAAAACCUUUAAAUUCAGAUUAUAUUGCAAGAAAAGAUAAAAUGCAUAAAGUUAAUAAUCUAUUAAGGAAUUGCCAACCAUUUCCAAAGAACAUCAGGGAGGAAAAUCGGUUUAUUUUAUAUAGAAAUAAAUCAUUUGAAGAGAAAAAAAUAAUUAAAUCAAGAAGACAAUAUAUAGAAUGCAAAUUUUGCAAAAGAAAUGGGGAUCCAAAAGACUUUUAUCAAACCCAUGUUUUAAAAGAUGCUAAAACUGGAAAAGUUAUAUGUCCCAUUCUUAGAAAUUAUACAUGUGAAUAUUGUGGGGCAACGGGAGAUUAUUCUCAUACUCGUAGCUAUUGCCCAUUUGCCAAAGAAAAGAAUAUUGGUAAUGCUGCAGCAAUGAAACAAACACUACAUGACAGUUCAGGAAAAAUAAGAAAAAAACAAUAG